This is a messenger RNA of Python bivittatus (Burmese python), 1875 nucleotides long. It is a transcript of the gene TPH1, whose product is annotated as tryptophan hydroxylase 1. Gene Ontology annotation, molecular function: iron ion binding; tryptophan 5-monooxygenase activity. The record is from RefSeq and is a predicted model, not a curated record. Gene Ontology annotation, cellular component: neuron projection. NCBI's taxonomy places the organism in Eukaryota, Metazoa, Chordata, Lepidosauria, Squamata, Pythonidae. Gene Ontology annotation, biological process: serotonin biosynthetic process; aromatic amino acid metabolic process.
GUGCGGACACUGGUUGCUUUACGUCGAGUGGGGGUUGCUCGGCUUCAUCAUGUACUCCAAUAGACUCGAGCUGCCCCGAAGAGGUCGAUCCUUCGACUCCGUGAGCUCCAACUUGGAUGAGAAUCAGCUCAGCAAUCUCUCAUCUCCCCCGAUCCUGAAUGGGAUCUUCAAACCAAACUAUACUGCAAAUGAAGAUAAUAAAGAGAACAAGGACAAUUCAUCUGAAAGGAGUAGAGCUGCUAUUAUUUUCUCCUUAAAGAAUGAAGUUGGAGGACUUGUCAAAGCCCUAAAACUCUUUCAGGAAAAACAUGUGAAUUUGGUGCACAUUGAAUCUCGAAAAUCCAGAAGACGAAAUUCAGAAUUUGAGAUCUUUAUUGACUGUGAUAGCAACAGGGAACAGCUAGAUGAAGUCUUCCAUCUCUUGAAAUCCCAUGUGAACUUUGUGACUGUGAACCCAAUCAACAAUUUUACCGUACAGGAAGAUGAUAUGGAAAAUAUACCCUGGUUUCCUAAGAAGAUCUCAGAUUUGGAUAAAUGUGCAAACCGCGUUCUGAUGUAUGGAUCAGACCUGGAUGCAGACCAUCCAGGUUUCAAAGACAACGUUUAUCGCAAGAGACGGAAGUAUUUUGCGGACCUGGCUAUGAAUUACAAACAUGGUGAUCCAAUUCCCAAAGUCAAAUUCACUGAGGAGGAAAUCAAGACUUGGGGUACAGUAUUUCGGGAGCUCAAUCAACUGUAUCCAACCCAUGCAUGCAGAGAGUAUCUGAAAAAUCUGCCUUUGCUUUCAAAGUACUGUGGGUAUCGAGAAGACAACAUACCCCAGCUAGAGGAUGUGUCCCGUUUUCUCAAAGAGCGCACUGGAUUUACCAUCCGCCCUGUUGCUGGAUACCUAUCGCCCAGGGAUUUCUUGGCAGGCUUAGCAUUCAGAGUAUUUCACUGCACUCAGUAUGUUCGGCACAGUUCAGAUCCUCUUUACACACCAGAACCGGAUACUUGUCAUGAGCUUUUGGGCCAUGUUCCUCUUCUGGCUGAACCCAGUUUUGCUCAGUUCUCACAGGAAAUUGGAUUGGUAUCACUUGGAGCCUCAGAUGAAGCUGUUCAAAAACUGGCCACUUGCUACUUUUUCACAGUGGAGUUUGGCUUAUGCAAACAAGAAGGGCAGCUGAGAGUCUAUGGAGCUGGUUUGCUCUCUUCUAUUAGUGAACUGAAGCAUGCACUCUCUGGAAGUGCCAGAGUCAAGCCUUUUGAACCUAGUGUCACCUGCAAGCAAGAAUGCAUGAUUACUACUUUCCAGGAAGUUUACUUCAUUUCUGAAAGCUUUGAAGAUGCGAAAGAAAAAAUGAGAGAGUUUGCAAAGACAAUCAAACGCCCAUUUGGAGUGAGUUACAGUCCAUAUACCCAAAGUGUUCAGAUCCUGAAAGAUCCACGAAGUAUUGCUCAUGUGGUGAAUGAGCUACGCCAUGAACUGGACGUUGUCAGUGAGGCCCUUGGCAAGAUGGACAAGCAGCUGGGAGUCUAAUCUGUCUAACAGCCUUUCUGCAUUCAGUAGCUGUGGAUUCCCCCCCCCCCCCACAUAUUACUGCUUAUGUGCUUUAUGCAGAAUGCUUCUUCCCAAAAUGAUCAAUGAAAGGGAAAUAUUUUUGUUUUAAUAUAGUUUCCUGAAAGCCUUCAUAUCAAUGUUUACAUACCAUCCUCCCCUCCUCUUUUCAGGUCCUUCCUCAAUGAUUUGAAAAGAAAGUAGAAAUAAUUUAUCUAGAAAAAUUGAUAGAAGAUAUUAGGGAAAGCUACAUUUAAAGGCUAAUGGUCCAUAUAGUCCACUGUUCUAUGUAACCAAUGUUGGCUAGUAUUAGCUGCUAUGGAAGGAGCAAUAAAAUC